Pimephales promelas (fathead minnow) is the source of this 3313-nucleotide messenger RNA. RefSeq names its product connector enhancer of kinase suppressor of ras 3. Gene Ontology annotation, biological process: regulation of signal transduction. Gene Ontology annotation, molecular function: protein binding. Gene Ontology annotation, cellular component: cytoplasm; membrane. Lineage: Eukaryota; Metazoa; Chordata; Actinopteri; Cypriniformes; Leuciscidae. The record is from RefSeq and is a predicted model, not a curated record.
AAAUCUGAGACAUGUGCUUUACUCGUGAGUUUAUCCUGAUUCCAGAUCGCUCAGUCCAUGUGAGAGAAUCGGCUGGUUCAAAUGGAGAUAUCUUGCGAGCCGUGCUUACUGCUGGAUUUCUAGAGGACAGACUGAAAGAAUGAUCUCAUUUCACAGUGCCGAUCUCACACUGGUGCUUCACGUUUAUUAUUAAGAAGGACUCUACCGGCUGGACCCAAAAUUUAAAGCAAUGGAUCCAGUAACGAGGUGGACACCAAAACAGGUUGUUGACUGGAUGAGAGGUCUGGAUGACAGUCUUCAGCAGUAUGUGCACAACUUUGAGAGAGAGAAGAUUAAUGGAGAACAGCUUCUGAAGAUCUCCCAUCAGGACCUUGAGGAACUGGCUGUUACCCGCAUCGGCCAUCAGGAACUGGUUUUAGAGGCCGUAGAUCUCCUCUGUGCUCUGAACUAUGGUGUGGAAACGGAUAACUUGAAGAAUCUGGUGCUGAAGAUGAGAGCUGUGACCAACAGCCUUCACAAUGCAACAUCAGAACGCAGGAAGAGUCCUACGUGUGAAAGCAACACAUCUAGCAAGCUGCCGAAUGAAUUCCUCUCCUCUGUGGUUGAACUUAUUGGAGCAGCCAAAAGCCUCUUGGCUUGGCUGGACAGAACUCCAUUGACGGGAAUCAGUGAUUUCACCAGCACCAAGAACAAGAUCAUUCAGUUGUGUCUGGAGCUGACCACCACAGUUCAACAGGACUGCACUGUGUAUGACACGGAAGAGAAGGUUUUGGAUGUUUCAAAGGUGUUGAACAGUAUUUGUGACCAGACUGUGAGAACCACGUCUGAUCCUCUCAUGAGCCAAUCAGCGUGUCUGGAGGAAGUUCAACUCACCAACAUCAAACCAGGAGAGGGAUUGGGGAUGUACAUCAAAUCCACCUACGAUGGGCUUCACGUCAUCACUGGCACCACUGAACAUUCUCCAGCAGAUCUGACACACAAGAUCCACGCCGGAGACGAGGUCAUCCAGGUCAACCAGCAGACAGUGGUGGGUUGGCAGCUGAAGAACCUGGUGGCCAAGCUGAGAGAGGACCCUAAACGUGUUGUACUUAUUUUAAAGAAAAGACCCACAGGAACCUCAGGAUUUACCCCAGCACCUCUCAAAAACAUGCGCUGGAAACCACCCGUGCCUCAGAGCUCCACAUCUCCCAGUAAGAGUCAGUCACCAGAAUCUGCCAAACUCUGCAGUAGAAAGGACAAGCCUGCCAUACUGGACCUGUACAUCCCUCCACCUCCCUCAGUGCCGUACACUCCACGGGAAGUACGGAAUGGCUCAUACAGCAGUGUCAGUGCCAGACCUAAAGGCUCCGAGUCCCCAAACUCCUUCCUGGACCUGGAGAGCCACCGGCGCUUCACAAUUGCAGACUAUGACAAAAUGUCUGUUCACCCGGUCGAGGUCAACGUGCAGAUGCGUCCAAGAGGAAGAUCCUCAUCACAUGGUAAACAGCGACCUCUGUCUAUGCCAGUGGAUACAUCUUUGAGCGUGGCAGACCUGUAUGCGAAGCCCUGGACUCAAGGACGGAAAGGUGAAGAUCUCCCGUACAGAUACCUCAGCAACGAGCGAAUACCAACGAUCGCCGAGGAGGCCUCGGACCCGUCGUACAAGUUCACAGGCGAAAGACCCGCUUACGGGACGGACUACUUGCGGAACAGCCGAUUCAUCGGCAGUGCGGAUCUACACAACAGCGCCACCAUUCCUUAUCAGGAGGACUUAGUCAAACAGACCCCCAUGACGUCCUCCCCCAAACGGCCUCCCGCGGAGCCCUCGCUACUGGAUCCUGACUGGGUCUCCAACAACGCAUUCAUCAACAGCAGGUACAGCAACACUGCCAUGCGAUCCUGGUCGUUCUCUCAAGCGGCCUCUUUCCCCAUUUCUCUGGCUCCCCAAAUUGCUGCUGAUGAGUACAAUCCGGUGUCUCUCAGACAGAAGUCAAAAAAGAAGAAUUGUGGAGGCAGUCUAAGAAUGAGCAGAAGGAGAGUUUCAGUAAAAGAUCUGGAGCCAGUGGACCAUCAGGGCUGGCUCUAUAGGAAAAAAGAGGGGAAGGGAUUUCUGGGAAUUAAGUGGAAAAAGUAUUGGUUUAUUCUAAAGAAAACCUCUCUGUACUGGUACACAAAUCAAGUGGCUGAAAAAGCAGAAGGCUUCAUAAAUUUGACUGAUUUUGUAAUUGACAGAGCAAUGGAAUGUAAGAAAAAAUAUGCGAUCAAAGCUUGCCAUCCCAAAGUCAUGAUGUUCUACUUUGCAGCUGACAACAAUGUGGACAUGAAGUUAUGGUUAAAUAAACUUGGUCUGGCAUCUAUUCAGUAUGAACCCACAGAGGGUCAUACAGCUGAAUGCUACAGUGAGGCCAGUGAUCACGAGGAGUCCACAGACACACCUCCUCCACCCUAUACUGAGCACCACACCCAAGCUGUAGAAAUUGUGAAUAGUCCAUCAGCUGCUGCUCACCAGGAAAGCCUUCCUCCGCCAUAUUCCUCCCCUGUUCCUAGUGAAACCACUGGAACCCUACCCUCCCCCGUCAGUACGAUGACCUCCCACAGCUCUGCCUCCUCUCUGGCUAAGCAUAGACGGUCUUGGCUAGACCUUGUCUCACAGGCAACACCUACUGCUGGGGAGACAGUGGUCUGCUCAGCUGUGGUCCAUACAAUGAACCCCACAAUAAAGGAAACCUCACAAUGCAGUGAAAUCACUGCUACGUCUCAAGGCCCCUUUGAAUGCUCAUCAAGAACAACACAUAUGGCAUUAUCCACAGAGCCAGAGGAACCAGACCCGCUGCUAACCUCAAAUGACACCGGACCUGAAACUCUAGAUGGACAGGAAGGAACUGAUGAUGAGAUGGAAAGAUUGUACAUGCAUUUGAAAAGAGCAAGCCUGUCUCCAACGGGCGAGCGAAAACCAUCAUCAAAAUGGGAAUUACGAACCUCCUUUAUAAAGCGUUGCAGAAACCAGAUGCUCAAUGAGAAGAUACAUCUCAUCAGAACCCUCAACAGCACUCUAAAGGCUAAAGAAGCAGAUCUACUGACUUUGGAGCAGGUACUGGCUGACUCUGCUCUCACCGCAAGUAAAUUCAGGGAGUGGAAAGAGACCAACAGUCUUCUGCUGCAGGACAUUAUUUUAAACCACCCGCUACAGACUGAACCCCUGAACACCCCUAGCGCCCCAUCUGUGCCUCCCUCAACAUAACCGUCACUAGCCUAAACACCAGAACACAAACACUGCAAAAAUGUAAUUUUAAUAUCUUGAUGUAAGAAUUAAAACCCUCUAGAGGAAAUUUGA